This is a messenger RNA of Linum tenue, 495 nucleotides long. The record is from the annotation of a GenBank genome assembly. Lineage: Eukaryota; Viridiplantae; Streptophyta; Magnoliopsida; Malpighiales; Linaceae.
AUGAGGAGGUCCAGGUCCAGUAAGUUGGUGUUGGUUGUUGUGAGGCUGAGCUUGGGCGUCCUAAUGGCGGCCAGCGCUGCGUCGGCGCUGAACCUGAGGGCACCAGUAGUGCGGCGGCCAUUCAAGCAAGUCCACGUCCUCAACGAGCUCACUGACAACAAGCUCCUCCACGUGCACUGCCACUCCAGGGAGACGGACUUGGGGAGCCAUGACGUGGCAGUGGGGGCAGAGUACACGUGGAGGUUCCGGGCGAGCCCCCUGGGGAGCAGCAGGUGGUCCUGCGACGGCACCACGGACGACAAUCGGCGCGUGACCUUCGAGUCGUACUGGGAGGACGUGGCGCUGGCGAGGAGGGAGUACAUGGGGAACACUUACUGGGUGGCCCAGGAGGACGGCAUCUAUCUCAGGCCCAUUCAGGGAACUAGAGACGAAAUCCAUGCCACCUGGCUCCCUGCUGGGCCCCCUACCGCUCCCCUGCCCCCAGUGCUACACUGA